AUGAGUGUGAAAAAGGAAGAUGUGGAGAAGUUUCUGGAUGCCAAUCCAGAUUUUGCAAAUGUCUACUUUGGCAAAAAGCUCAAGGCAGGGUCUGUGGCCUCGGCCAUGGGCAUACCAGAGUCCAAGGUGGAUUUGGAGUCUUUUAGGGAAAUGAGUCAGGUAGAGGAAGGGGAGAUUUUCUUCGACCUCAUCAGAGACAUGCAGGAAAACGUCAACAUGGAAAAGGUGAUCUUCCGAAUCUUAAAGAGAAUCAGCGCUCUGAUCCAUGCCGACCGAUGCAGUCUCUUCAUGUACCGGCAGCGAAAUGGGAUCGCUGAGCUAGCUACGCGACUCUUCAACGUGAACACUGAGUCGGAGUUUGACGAUUGUGUGGUGCAACCAGACUCUGAGAUUGUCUUCCCACUCGACAUGGGUAUAGUGGGGCAUGUUGCCCAGACCAAGAAACACGUUAAUGUCAAGGAUGUCAGUCAGAAUAGUCACUUCUGUUCAUUUGUCGAUGAACUGACUGAUUACACAACACGCAAUCUCUUGGCCGCGCCCAUUUUGAACGGCAAAGAUAUGGUUGCAGUAAUCAUGGCCCUCAACAAGACCACUGGCCCUCACUUUACAGAUGAAGAUGAGGAUCUUUUUUUAAAGUAUUUGAAAGUGGGAUCCUUGAACCUGAAGAUUUACCAUCUCAGCUACCUUCACAACUGUGAGACACGUAAAGGACAAGUCCUAUUGUGGUCUGCCAACAAGGUAUUUGAGGAGCUUACAGAUAUUGAGCGUCAGUUUCACAAAGCCUUGUACACAGUUCGAGCAUACCUCAACUGUGACAGGUACUCUGUGGGCCUGCUUGACAUGACCAAGGAAAAGGAGUUCUUUGAUAUUUGGCCAGUGUUGAUGGGAGAACAGGCACCAUACUCCGGGCCUGUAACUCCAGAUGGCAGGGAAGUCAUCUUUUACAAAGUCAUUGAUUACAUCUUGCAUGGAAAAGAAGACAUUAAAGUUAUUCCAAACCCCACUGCAGACCACUGGGCAUUGGUUAGUGGACUGCCUACCUAUGUUGCAGAAAGUGGUUUUAUUUGCAACAUCAUGAAUGCUCCUGCAGAGGAGAUGUUCCAGUUUCAGUCUGAAGCUUUAGAUGACAGUGGCUGGACCAUUAAGAAUGUGCUGUCCUUGCCAAUUGUGAAUAAGAAAGAAGAAAUUGUGGGUGUGGCAACUUUCUACAACAGGAAAGAUGGCAAGCCAUUCGAUGAACAGGAUGAGCAGCUGAUGGAGGCUCUGACCCAGUUUCUGGGCUGGUCGGCACUCAAUACAGAUACUUACGAUAAGAUGAAUAAGCUGGAGAACAGGAAGGACAUUGCUCAGGAUAUGGUGCUUUACCAUGUCAAGUGUCGUGAUGAUGAGAUCCAGGAUAUUCUGAAAACCAGAGACGUUUUUGGAAGGGAACCGAGAGAUUGUGAAGAGGAUGAGCUUUUGCAGAUUCUGAAAAAAGAACUUCCAGGACCCACAAAGUUUGAGAUCUACGAGUUUCGGUUCUCAGACUUUGACUGCACUGAGCUGGAUCUGGUGAAGUGUGGAAUCCAAAUGUACUAUGAAGUUGGAGUUGUUAAAAAAUUCCAGGUCCCACAGGAGGUUCUGGUGAGGUUCAUGUACUCAGUCAGCAAAGGCUACAGGAAAAUCACCUAUCACAACUGGCGCCAUGGCUUCAACGUGGGACAAACAAUGUUCACACUACUAACGACGGGACAGCUAAAGCGAUAUUACACAGAUUUGGAAGUGAUGGCUAUGAUCACAGCUGGCUUCCUGCAUGAUAUUGACCACAGAGGCACUAAUAAUCUCUACCAGGUGAAAUCUCAAAAUCCACUAGCCAAGCUACAUGGCUCAUCCAUUCUGGAGAGACACCACUUAGAAUUUGGCAAGUUUUUGCUUGGAGAUGAGUCUUUGAACAUUUACCAAAACCUCAACAGAAGACAGACGGAGCAUGUCAUCCACCUCAUGGAUAUUGCCAUUAUCGCAACUGACUUGGCAUUGUACUUCAAAAAAAGGACAAUGUUCCAGAAAAUAGUUGACCUGUCACAUACAUACGAGGAUGAGAAGAAGUGGGUUGAUUUCAUGUCUCUGGAAACAACGAGGAAGGAGAUUGUGAUGGCCAUGAUGAUGACAGCAUGUGAUUUGUCUGCUAUCACCAAGCCUUGGGAAGUACAGAGUAAGGUGGCUCUGUCUGUAGCUGCAGAGUUCUGGGAGCAAGGUGACUUGGAGAGGACUGUCCUUGAACAGCAACCUAUUCCCAUGAUGGACCGGAACAAGGCCGCAGAGUUACCCAAACUUCAGUGUGGUUUCAUUGACUUUGUGUGCACUUUUGUGUAUAAGGAGUUCUCUCGUUUUCACCCAGCUAUCCAGCCCAUGUAUGAUGGUAUCCUAAACAACAGGAAGGAGUGGAAGGCCCUUCAGGAGGAAUAUGAGGCAAAACUCAAAGCCAUGGAGGAGACGGUCAAGCCUAAGGCAGAGAUUGAAAAUGGUCCUGUCCCCAACAAUACGGGUGGCGGGUCAGGGUCCAAGACCUGCUCAAUCUGUUAG
Molecule: messenger RNA, 2562 nt
Organism: Chanos chanos (milkfish)
Lineage: Eukaryota; Metazoa; Chordata; Actinopteri; Gonorynchiformes; Chanidae
Gene: pde6b
Product: phosphodiesterase 6B, cGMP-specific, rod, beta
Exons: 22
Coding region: 1-2562 (853 amino acids)
Biological process (GO): signal transduction
Molecular function (GO): 3',5'-cyclic-nucleotide phosphodiesterase activity; protein binding
Source: RefSeq, a predicted model, not a curated record